AAACCGAAGUUGAGAAUAUAAAAACCAACGGAGCAACAGCCAAUCCUCGGCGUAUGGAAUGAUUAAUCCACUGCAAUACGUGUUCAAUCCUUCUAUUUUCCUUGUGAUCAGUUGGGUCUUGAUGACGUGCAGAUACAAACACUGAUCGAGACAUUCGAGGAUCGUCGAUCAUGGUGAUAUAUCCUGGGGGAUUUUGAUGGAAAUAUCGAGUUAACAUGCGGAAAAAAUCGGUGGGCAACAACAGACAAGCCUAUCAGAGAGGCAAUCAGAGGGAUGGCUCGCCACAUUAUGUCUUAUUAUACUCCGAUGAUGAGAGUGGAGAGGAGGAGAUUCUCCUGCAACCGAGGAAUAAAACCAACUCGACCCCCAGGAAGGUUGAGGUGAUCGUUGUGACUUUGAAACCUGAAGACACCCUUCAGGCACUGGCCCUCAGGUAUCGAUGCACUAUAUCAGAACUGAAGAGAAUAAAUAAUAUCCACAAGGAAAACGAAAUAUUCGCUCGUCGAGUGAUGAAAGUUCCAGUGCAGCCUUUCUCGAUCUUCACGGAGACUAACACAACGAGUGAUGAUUUAAUAAAUCUGAAUCCCCCUGAAAACAACGAGAACGAGAGUCCAAAUGCCAAGAGAGAGGAAGAGAUAAUAAAUUUAAUAGCAACACCAACAGUUGUUCCAUCGACAAGUGCAGACAUAAACAGUGUAAUAUUGAAUUCAGUGUGCGAGCCAUCGACGAGUGGAAACGAUCAGGAGCACAUUUCUGAUGGAGAGGGGGAUAAAUUAUUGAGGGAUCACCCUAGUCCAGAGACUACAGAGUCGAGAGUCGUUGACACCUUCAAGUGCUCUGGUGCUGACUGGGGCCUUUCCUGGAUCCACGUCCUGAGCUUUUCUUUGCUCCUUGGGAUUGGGGGACCUAUUUUUUAUUUUUUCUGCAUCGCAGACAACGAACACAACCACGAGGCGACUUGAUCGGUCUGUUUUUUUUUUAAGGUGGAACAAUUGUCAGCUGGAGUUUUGUUAGUUCAAUUGUAGGGGGUCUUGUUGGUAGAAGAAUCUAUUUACAUUGACAAUAACAGUUGAAGAAAAUUUCUCGAUUUAUUUAUUGACAGGGGACCAUGUUUGGCGCCUCAAGAUGCGAAGGAUAUUUAGAGCCAGUAAAUGAUAUUUCACGGUCUGCUCUCUAUCGAUCGUGUAGAGUUAGAUAAUUUUUUUAUAUCUCCAGUGAAUUUUUGAGAUGGAUAUAUAGUUGUUGGUAUUGAUAAAGAGAAUAAAUUAUAUUUCUUGAUUGUGAAGACUGGGCAGUUUAUUCUCGAAAUAUUGAAAAUUUGAUUCCCAUGUCAUCAAAAAAAAUUUGGCCUUUUUCAGACCAGUACAAGAAAUUGUUGUAUUUUUUAAAUUUUAAAUAGACAUCUUGGUUUCAUUUAUUUUCAUGAAUUCACGUUCCUGAUGCAAAUACUGUUUGAAAUUUAUUGAGACUGGUUACCGACUUUUUAUAUCUACAGUAAUUUUUGAGACAGAUUUGUAAUUGUUAGGACUGAUAAAGAAAAUAAAUUGUAUUUUUCAAUUAUAAAAACUACUUAAUUCUCGCCAUGUAAUUUUUCAAUGGUAUCUCCAGGUUGUCAAAACCAAUCGCUAUUUCAAUCCACUUGUUUGUUUCCUGUCAUUAGAAAUUAAUGCCCCUUUUAAUUACGCCACGAGCUAAGCGAAAUCAGUGAUUGAAUUCAGUGGAGUUACAAAGAAUGCACAAGCCUGAGUCCUCAAUCAUGUUGGGAGUUCACAUUUUGGUGUUAUUUCUCGUCAUAGCGGUAAGUUAAUUCUACGAAUAUCAUUCAAAAAACAUAA
Fopius arisanus is the source of this 1835-nucleotide messenger RNA. Its product is annotated as lysM and putative peptidoglycan-binding domain-containing protein 3. The record is from RefSeq and is a predicted model, not a curated record. The transcript is spliced from 3 exons. Bases 216 to 962 code for a protein of 248 amino acids. NCBI's taxonomy places the organism in Eukaryota, Metazoa, Arthropoda, Insecta, Hymenoptera, Braconidae.